AACUUGUUGCUCUAUGGAAUCUACCCCAAUGUCGCCAGUCAGAAUUGUCGGCGCCAGCUACGUCGGCGUGCCGGCGACGGCCGAGCUGCCGCCGGAGCCCAUCAAGCUCACCGCGAUGGAGGCGCUGUGGGUCGUCAUCCGGAUGCUGCAGCACGUCCUGCUCUACCACGACGCCGACAUGCCGCCCUUCGACGACAUUCUCCACUCCCUCAAGUCCUCCCUCGCCACCACUCUGGGCAGCUUCGCGCCGCUCGCCGGCAGGCUCGUCCACCUCAAGGACACCGGCGACGUCGGCAUCAGCUGCUCCCGUUCCGACGGCGUCAGGUUCGUCGUCGCCGAGUCCGACGCCGACAUCCGCCGCCUCGCCGGCGACGAGGAGCACGACGUGCGCGUUCUCGAGGGGCUCGUGCCGGCGGUCGACAUGAGCGAGCUGCCCACCGCCGUGCUCGCCGUGCAGGCCACGCGAUUCCAGGGCGGCUUCGCUGUCGGACUCACCGUGCACCACGGCGUGGCUGACGGGCGGUCGCUCUGGACCUUCGUGGAGGCGUGGGCGUCUGCGUGCCGUGGCCAGAUACCGGCCGCGACGCCGACUUUCGACCGCUCCCUCAUCAAGCUGCCUGGCGGCGAAGAGCUAGCCAGCAGCAUCUUGCAAAAGAUCGCGCCAAAUUUGCCUUCGGCGGCACUGGCAUCGCCCAUCGGAGAAGACAUCGCGCGGUUCACCCGCCGGACGUUCACCUUGGACGCGCACGACAUCCAGCGCCUCAAGCAGCGCAUCGUCGACCUCGGCGAAGCCCACGGCACGCCCCUGCCUCGUUCCCCAUCCGCCUUCGCCGCCAUUGUCGCGCUGGCCUGGACGUGCUUCGCCCGCUGCACACUACUGUACGGUCCAUAUUUAGGGGCACUUCAAAGUGCCCCAAUAGGUAGCCAAAGUGCCCUAAUUACUUUUAGGGGCACUAUAAAAAGUGCCCCGGAUGCUUGUGUCCCUAAAUGUAUUUGGGGCACUUUGAAUGAAAUGCCCCAAAUACAUUUAGGGGCAGUUUGAAAAGUGCCUCUAAAGGUUUUUAGGGGCAGUUUGAAAAGUGCCUCUAAAGGUUUUUAGGGGCACUUUUAGAUUUGCCUCUAAAGGUUUUUAGGGGCACUUUUAGAUUUGCCUCUAAAGGUUUUUAGGGGCACUUUGAAAAGUGCCUCUAAAGGUUUUUAGGGGCACUUUUAGAUUUGCCUCUAAAGGUUUUUAGGGGCAGUUUGAAAAGUGCCUCUAAAGGUUUUUAGGGGCACUUUUAGAUUUGCCUCUAAAGGUUUUUAGGGGCACUUUUAGAUUUGCCUCUAAAGGUUUUUAGGGGCACUUUUAGAUUUGCCUCUAAAGAUUUUUAGGGGCAGUUCGAGAUUUGCCUCUAAAGGUUUUUAGGGGCACUUAGUGUUUUGCCUCUAAAUGUUUUUAGAGGCAGUUUGAGAUUUGCCUCUAAAGGUUUUCAGGGGCACAUUGAAAUUUGCCUCUAAAUGUCUUUAGAGGCAGUUUGAGAUGUGCCUCUAAAUAUCUUUACAAGCUAGUAAA
Molecule: messenger RNA, 1552 nt
Organism: Lolium perenne
Lineage: Eukaryota; Viridiplantae; Streptophyta; Magnoliopsida; Poales; Poaceae
Product: malonyl-CoA:anthocyanidin 5-O-glucoside-6''-O-malonyltransferase-like
Source: RefSeq, a predicted model, not a curated record